Molecule: messenger RNA, 2402 nt
Organism: Pistacia vera
Lineage: Eukaryota; Viridiplantae; Streptophyta; Magnoliopsida; Sapindales; Anacardiaceae
Product: asparagine synthetase domain-containing protein 1
Exons: 14
Coding region: 184-2142 (652 amino acids)
Molecular function (GO): asparagine synthase (glutamine-hydrolyzing) activity
Source: RefSeq, a predicted model, not a curated record
UACCACUAUACCAUGGAAGCCGUCUGAUACUCUUCAAUUAAAUUAGAAUAUCAUAAAAUACUGCAGUUUAAACAUACGUUUGCAGGCUCGGGAAUCUUCGGUCUCACUAAACCCUGGAAGAACUGUAAUGCCAACACUUUCACAGUGUUGCAGGUUUUGAAGUGAAGCGAGUCAGAUUGAGAGAUGUGUGGAAUCGCCUUAAUAAUCUCUGGCGUUGUCAUCGAUUUAUCAUCUAUCUUUGUCGACGCCACAUCUCCGAAGUCUCGACAAGAGGAGCUGGUGUUUUCUGUGGAUGAUCUAAAAGCGACGCUGCGGAGGAGAGGUCCCGAUAGCUUAGGUUGCAAGAAGGUUUUUCUUUACUCAAACACUUCAACUUCUCUCCAGGAACAAGAAUUAGUCUCUGUUACUGAGGAUUGCAUUUCUACUUCUGUGAAUUAUCGAGUAGAGCUGCUUUUUAUUGGUGCCACGUUGCAGCUUAGAGGACUCAAUCCUAUCCUUCAGCCACUGCAAGAUUCGUCUAAAAAUAUCCUUGUUUAUAAUGGUGAAAUAUUUGGAGGUAUUCAUGUUGAAAGUGAUAGAAAUGAUGCUGAAGUUCUCAUGCGAACAUUGGAACAGUGCUGUUCCUGCAACUCAAAUAGGGAAGCUACAUGUUUAUGCAAAGGAAGUGGGAGAUGUUCUGUUGUGGAUGUUCUUUCAGCUAUUAAGGGUCCAUGGGCACUAAGCUACUGGCAGGAUAGUUCCAGAACAUUGUGGUUUGGUCGAGAUGCAUUUGGUCGGCGUAGCCUGCUUGUUCAUUGGCCAACUGUGGAGGACCCACAGCUUUUGCUGUCUUCUGUGUCACCUACAUCUUCUGUUGAGCAAAUUUCAGAUUUUGAAGCUCAAAAUGGAAUUAGCAAGCUCAACUUCUGGGAAGAACUUCCAUGUGGGAUAUACAGUUUGUCCAUGGAUGUCUCAAACUUGGAUGGAGGUUUUGUUGGUGAAGUCAAAAAACAUGAAUGGACCAAUCCCUUGCUAAAGGAGCUGAUUAAAUGGGAGAGAAUUUUGGUUAAUCCUAAAUCUGGAGUAUUACAUCUUUCCGUUAGCCAGUCUCAUGAGGGGCAACAGAACAUGCAUCCAACUUGUUCAGAUAUGGUAUCAUCUGAAUCAGGGCCUAAUCAAGCUUCAGUUUCAGUGUAUGUGCAGAAAGUGCUGAAUGCUUUGAGAAAAUCAGUGAUGCAACGCUCUUCUCUACAUACGAUAUUUCAGGCAGUUGCCUGUGAUAGGAGACAAGAGGAACUUUCUCCAGUGGCAGUGCUUUUCUCUGGGGGAUUGGAUUCUAUGAUACUUGCUGCAUUACUAAAUGAGUGCCUAGAUCCCAAGUAUGAUAUUGACCUCCUUAAUGUGAGCUUUGAUGGUAAGUUUGCUCCUGAUAGAAUCUCUGCCAAGGCAGGGGUAAAGGAACUUAGAAGAAUAGCACCUUUAAGAAGGUGGAAGCUUGUGGAGAUUGAUGCUGAUUUGUCAAAUUUGAUUUCAGAGACAAAGCAUGUCAUGUCACUCAUAAGUCCUGCAAAUACCUACAUGGACCUGAAUAUUGGAAUAGCUUUAUGGCUGGCCGCUGGUGGUGAUGGUUGGGUGUAUGAAGGAAUCACCAUUAAUAAUGAUGAGGAUCAACAGGGUGUUAAGUACAACUCUAAGUCCAGAAUCAUCCUAGUUGGUUCUGGAGCUGAUGAGCAAUGUGCCGGCUAUGGAAGGCAUAGAACAAAAUAUAGAAAUGGAAGUUGGCUUGGUCUACAUGAGGAAAUGAAAUUGGAUAUGCAGAGAAUUUGGAAAAGAAAUCUAGGGAGAGAUGAUAGAUGUUGUGCUGAUAACGGCAAGGAGGCUAGAUUUCCUUUCUUGGAUGAAGAUGUUAUAAGGACUUUGCUUGAUAUACCUUUGUGGGAGAUUGCCAACCUAGGUCAACCAAGUGGGACUGGUGAUAAGAAGAUUCUGAGAGAAGUUGCAAAAAUUCUUGGUUUACAUGAAGCUGCAGUUUUGCCAAAAAGAGCAAUUCAGUUUGGUUCAAGAAUUGCAAGAGAAUCAAAUCGCAAGAAUUUUGGAAGUAAUCGUGCAGCAAACCAGGCAUCUGCUGGAAGUGUAGUGAUUGGCAAGCAAAAUUUGACUUGAUACCCUUUUUCAAUGUUCUGGUGAGACAUGUUUAUCCAUGGUUGGCUCUGUACACUUUAUUAACCCGGUGACAUCUUAAUCCUCACAAUUGUUUUGUCUGUUGAGUGGAUGGUAUGUGACAAUGGAAUCAAGGAAAUUUUUGUCCAAUGUGAGACUUUCUAAUUCACUAGUUCCAGUUUGAAUGGGCGUGUACUUGUUUAUCAUUCAAGCAUUAAAUGGUCUUAAGAUUGAUUGCAGAAAAAUUUGAAAUGUUUAUUUGA